AUGGCUGUCAAUGUGGGAUUCCCGGCGGAUGGUGCAGAGAAUCAGGGUUGGAAGCUGUACUUGACGUCUCUGAUCAUGGUUCUUUGCGCGGGACUGUUCGUAAUCGCGAGGGUCCUCACACGUGUGCGCAUCUUUGGACUCAAGGCCGACGACUAUGCGAUCAUAGCAUCUCUAACUUUUUCCAUCUUCCUGUCCAUAGCCAUCCAGCUCGCCGUCGUGCAUGGCUACGGCAAGCACGUCCGCGACCUCAGCAAGCCCGAACUACGGACGUGUCUCAAGUUCUUCUGGCUCGCGCAGACGCCAUACAAGAUUGUUGUGUGUUUGAACAAGACGUCUGUCAUUCUGCUGUACAUGCGCAUCUUCAUCGGGCACCGGUUCCGACUGCUUUGCUCCUGCGCCCUUGCGAUUGUCAUCGGCUCCGGUAUUGCGACGGUCUUCGCUACCAUCUUCCAGUGCGUUCCACUCGAGCGCUCGUGGAACAAGACUGUGGAGGGGAAGUGCAUUGAUAGCUCGGCAUUUUGGAUUGCGAAUGCUGUGAUUAACAUAUCGACGGAUGUGAUAGUGCUUGCGCUUCCCGUCCACGAGGUCAUCAAGUUGCAAUUGAGACUGCGCGAGAGGAUCAUGCUGCAUAGCGUGUUCUUGCUGGGUGGAUUCGUAACUGUAACAUCCAUCCUCCGCGUCACCGCCGUCGCAAACAGCGUCCACAACCACAAAGACCAAACCUGGGAGUUCAUCCGCCGCGGCGUCUGGACCCUCAUCGAAGCAAAUCUCGGAAUAAUCUGCGCAUGCUUGAUCGUCCUUCGCCAGCCACUCGCACGCCUGUGCUCAAAAGUCUUUGGCGCGACAAAGACGGGCACGAGC
Paraphaeosphaeria sporulosa is the source of this 861-nucleotide messenger RNA. RefSeq lists its product as uncharacterized. The transcript is spliced from 3 exons. The annotation marks the transcript as partial. The record is from RefSeq and is a predicted model, not a curated record. NCBI's taxonomy places the organism in Eukaryota, Fungi, Ascomycota, Dothideomycetes, Pleosporales, Didymosphaeriaceae.